CGCGAUCGUCCUCCUCCUCCUUAUCGAACUGAUGCCGCGUCGUCAGCAACAACAUCGCGAUCUUCGAUAUCAUCAGCGUGGACGUCACCGGCCACACCGCGACGACGCGCAUCGCGCUGUACUCCAACGCGCCGUCGCGUUCGCUCGCGACGGUUGGCACGAGAUGGAAAAAGUCAAGCGCGUAGUACAUCAGCGACCAGAGACAGAUCAUCGAGUGAUACAUCAGCAGCGACGUCUUCAGCGGGCCGGCGCGGAACCCCGGGAUGACGCCGCUGACCGCGGUCGUGAACAGCGACGCGGCGUAGAACGACAUCGCGGCUAUCUUCGUCAUCGCGAGCGUCUGCUCUUCGUCGUCGCGGACGCUCGGCGGUACGACGCUUUUCGUCGCUCGCGUCGCCAUCGCUCGCGUCGCGCGCGCGAUGCUGUCGCGGUACGACGACAUCCCCUCCCCCGCGAAGAAGCAUCGCGGGAUGCCGUGGAACGGGCGCUCCGGCGUGAACAGGGCCGCGUCGCCUGGCGAAGGGAUCGACUCGGCGCAGUACUCGUGCAGCGCGAUGCAGCCCGCGAGGACGCACACGGCGGAUAUCACCGACGGGACGACGAACGCCGCGAGGUUGGUCUUCAUCGUGCGCUUGGCGGAGUCGCGCUCGCGGCCCGACGCCGCGCGGAGGUUCACGAGCCGCUGCACCGCGUUCCAUCCUUGGCUAUCCCGCAGGAACACGUCGUUCGCGCGCACCAUCGCGGAGUCGCCGUCGCGAGCGCGCGUCCCUCGUCGCGCGUCGCGGGUGUGUGUGUCGUUUGGGUAAAGUGGGUGACGCCUCGUUUUUUCUUCGCCUACUCGUACCUGGACCACGCACACCACGUGGUGUUCGGGAGAUCGCGCUCGAGAUCGCGAUUUCCCCACGUGCAAACAGUCUGCAAAAAAAUUAAUUUAACAAGGGGUGCGCAGUUUUUGAGGAUGAGUUUCAAACCACUGUCCCGAUCGAGACCGCCGAUCAACCCGACCCGCGCUUCCCCGAACUGA
Molecule: messenger RNA, 1024 nt
Organism: Micromonas pusilla CCMP1545
Lineage: Eukaryota; Viridiplantae; Chlorophyta; Mamiellophyceae; Mamiellales; Mamiellaceae
Exons: 2
Coding region: 32-1024 (330 amino acids)
Source: RefSeq, a predicted model, not a curated record